Molecule: messenger RNA, 1104 nt
Organism: Nipponia nippon (crested ibis)
Lineage: Eukaryota; Metazoa; Chordata; Aves; Pelecaniformes; Threskiornithidae
Source: RefSeq, a predicted model, not a curated record
AUGUGCACGCUUGCAGAUGGACAGGAACUCUUUGGCAGCAGCCAGAAGCUCAGCUGGCAGGAGUCAAGAAACCUAACCCGAGACUUUUCAAAGGCACGGGAAGGUGACAUCUCCGUUCUUCCUCAUUUUAAUCCGUUUUACAUCCCUCGGCCGCUUUCUGCGGUGACUUUAGCAGGACCGGCGAAAUCCACGCCCGUGAAACCAGCGUGUUUUGCUAGGACGGGUGGGGCGGGCGUCUGCGGGGAGCUGCACGGUCAAUGCUACGAUAACAGCGGAGAUCCUGAACUGCGGGUCACAGCUAUGCUGGAGCUGGGAUCCCCCCUGGAGAUGAUUCAGCUUCUGCAGACCCCCUGGGAGGAGAGAUUUAAAAUUUGCCUGAGUCUUGUGAGACUGCUGUUUUACUUGGCACACUCCCCCCUGGGUUCAAUAGUCCUGUUGGAUUUCCAGCCGAGGCAGUUUGUUAUGGUGGAUGGAAACCUAAAAGUGACAGACAUGGAUGAUGCCAGCACUGAGGAACUGUCAUGCAAGGAAGAUAACGACUGCACACUCGACUUCCCUACAAAAAGCUUUCCUCUCAAAUGCUCUGUGGUUGGGAAAUGUGAAGGAAUAAAUGAAAAGAAGAAUCUUUUCAAUGCGUAUCGGUAUUUUUUCACCUAUCUUUUGCCACACUCUGCACCACCAGCUUUGCGGCCUUUUUUGAGUGAUAUUCUGAACGCAACAGGUGAUUUACGAUAUGGAAUAAAUGAAACCCUGGAAGCUUUUGAAAAGGUUUUACAUCUGUACAAGUCUGGGCUCUAUCUGCAGAAAAGACCUCUUCAUUUAAAAGACUACAUCUCCCUAAAGGGCUUCCGAACAGUGGAAGGAGACUACAAAUGCUGGCCCUCCUACAGCCACCUGGGAUGCCUGCUCUCCGUUCACAGCGCCGAGGAAGCCGCCGCGAUUUGUAACUCCCAGUCGCAGUGUCAAAGUUUUACCGUCACCCAGCGGAGGACGUGGACAGGACGCCCACUCGCCUCGUUUCAGAGUAGCCCAACUGAUUUAAUACCGGAUGCUAACGCUGUAGUCUAUAUUAAACGAUCAGCUUCCUCAGGGGAAAGACUUUAA